AUGUUCCCGCUGCUUUUUCGGAUUGCCACUGAUCGGGAGGCAACAGUGGAUUCUUAUGCCCAAAUGCAAGGCCAGGUGGUUGUGUGGAACAUAGUUCUACAUCGUCAAGUGCAGGAUUGGGAGAUGGGGCAAGUGUUGGGCCGUAUUCUGACGAUUGAUAAUUUGAGUCGCCGUGGGCAUAUUUUGGUCAACUGGUGUUGCAUGUGUUGUGGAGCUGCGGAGUCAGUGGAUCAUUUGCUUAUUUGCUGUCCGGUUGCUUCACGCAUUUGGAUGUCUAUAGUCGCUCUCUUCGGUUUAGAUUGGGUUCAGCCAGGGACUGUCAGGGCUGUGCUACAAAGCUGGGUUGGGGGGAGGGUUGGGAAGAGAAGGCGGAAGGCUUGGAACUUGGCUGGCCAUUGUCUUAUGUGGCUAAUGUGGUUGGAACGUAAUCGGCGGGUAUUUUUGGAGGAGUUGCGUUUGGCGGUUUGGUUGGAGAGGCAUUUGCUCCUUGUGGUGCAUAGUUGGUUAACGCUGACUGUGGACUCGGCUGUUUUGUCUUUUGUUGAAUUUGUAGAGGAUUUGUCUUCAUAG
Molecule: messenger RNA, 570 nt
Organism: Camellia sinensis
Lineage: Eukaryota; Viridiplantae; Streptophyta; Magnoliopsida; Ericales; Theaceae
Source: RefSeq, a predicted model, not a curated record